Molecule: messenger RNA, 1720 nt
Organism: Magnolia sinica
Lineage: Eukaryota; Viridiplantae; Streptophyta; Magnoliopsida; Magnoliales; Magnoliaceae
Product: GDSL esterase/lipase At1g29670-like
Exons: 4
Coding region: 91-1200 (369 amino acids)
Molecular function (GO): hydrolase activity, acting on ester bonds
Source: RefSeq, a predicted model, not a curated record
UUACAUUCGGAAAAAAAAAAAUCCUAAGAAAUCCAAACCCCUCUUUGAAAUCCCAAAGACACCCAAAUCCCAGAAAACGAAGAUCAGGAAAUGAGAAAUCGAAAGCAUAUGGUGAUUGCCUUGACGCUGAUAUAUUGUUUGGGAGCGUUGGGGAGAUGUAAGGGAAGGAAUGGAGAGAAUAUUAAAGGGAUGUUUGUGUUUGGGAGCUCUUUGGUGGACAAUGGGAACAACAAUUACGUGAGGAAUUCAAGUACAAGGGCGGAUUACUUGCCAUAUGGGAUAGAUUUCCUACUGGGUCCCUCUGGCAGGUUCUCCAACGGACGGAAUCCGAUCGACGUGUUGGGAGAGCUCUUGAAGCUUCCUGGGUUCUUGCCUCCCUUCACAGACCCAACUACUAAGGGGAAGAAGAUCGUUCAUGGUGUGAAUUACGCGUCAGGCGGGUCCGGUAUAUUGGACCAAACCGGGCCUGUUACUGGUGGAGUGAUAAGCUUGAACCAACAGAUCUGGAACUUUCAGAAGAUAACAAUACCUGAUUUGCGUCUUCAGCUGGGCCACACACAUCGACAGCUCUCAUCUCACCUCUCCAAAUCUCUAUUUGUGUUGGGGACGGGUGGGAAUGAUUAUCUGUUGAAUUACUUCUCAUCUACUGGGGCUAACCACCAGAUGAGCUUGCAAGAUUUCACAAACACCCUCAUUGCCUCCUUCUCUAAACAGCUCAAGUGGUUGUACGGACUGGGAGGUAGAAAAUUCGUGGUGCUAUCGGUUCAAGUGAUGGGUUGCAUUCCUACGGUGAGAGAGUCGAUAGGCAAUGGUAGCUGUUUCGAGCCAUUCAACGAGGCUGCACUUCUCUUCAACCAACGGUUGAAGUUGUUGGUCGAUGAUAUCAAAACCCAAAUGCCAGCAUCUAACCUGGUUUUUGUCAACUCCUACAAGAUUAUCAAAGACAUUAUUGAUAAUCCCAUCUCCAAAGGAUUCAAGGAGACAAGAAAGGCCUGUUGCGAGAGAUCUUCAAACAAAACGAGUGGAGGGGUAAUGUGCGAGAGAGGUGGCCGCACGUGCGGGGACAGGGCCUCUUACGUGUUCUUUGACGGACUUCAUCCAACGGACGCCGUUAACAAGUGGAUAGCAAAGAAGGCUUACGGUUCUAACCGUAAGUCCGAAGUUUAUCCCAUCAAUGUCAAACAGCUAGUCUGUCUGUAGGCUUAUAUAGACGAGGAAUCAUAGAGUCCUGAUGCAUGAUGCAUCUUAGUGUCCCAAUGGGCCAGUCUUAUAAGUGGGCCCAUGGUUUCGGUGAUUCCAAACCGUUGAUCUUAUGGAUCCUGGUUUCAGCCGUUUAAAUAAAUAAAUAAACUUUAAUUAGUGGCUUAUAACCACUCCAUGAGUGUGGUACAAAUAGACGGUAAAGAUAAAAUGGCAUCAAUGGUCCAUAGAAAUGGACAGAUUAGAUUGAUAGAAUUUUGGAUCAUUCCCCCAUAUAUGGUGAGGAUCAAUUGUCUGGAUGGACGAACCAUGUGCCCCACUUGUAUGCAAUGGGUGCAUUGGGAUACUGUUCACGUUUGGAUGCAUCGGAACCUGUAAUUCCUCCUAGGCUUCUGUUGAAGUGUAAAUUUGUAUGUUUUCCAUUCUCUAGAUUUCACCGAACCAUUAGUUAUCAUGCGUAUCCGUACGUAGGCCAAUAUUCAUUUGACUAUUCAAAAGUUAGCCGAUUGAUCUUAUGGGA